This is a messenger RNA of Saprolegnia parasitica CBS 223.65, 576 nucleotides long. RefSeq lists its product as hypothetical. The record is from RefSeq and is a predicted model, not a curated record. Lineage: Eukaryota; Oomycota; Saprolegniomycetes; Saprolegniales; Saprolegniaceae. The transcript has a single exon. Bases 1 to 576 code for a protein of 191 amino acids.
AUGCAGCGAAAGGACCACGGGACCUCAAUGCAGUGCGCUCGCAGCGCUACGUAUGGCUUCAUGACGCGCCGCAUCAAGAUCCACGUCAGCCUUCGCGGUGGGUCGGCACAGAGACAAGCGAGUGCUCUCAGAAGCGACGCCGUUGCAAACAAAGUGCAUUCUCGCGCAGUCUCGUGCUGCCUUAUCACACGCACGUGGCGUUCGCUGCCGUAUAUUUUACCAGCAGAGAAACCGACCAUGAGAAUCCCGUGGCGUCAUCUCUGCCGACCGGCCACAUCCACGUGCGACGAUAUCGUGUCUGUAUUGGCACGUAAGUACCGCGCAGCAGAGGGCGAAUACAUGUAUCAUCCUGCAUGCAUUGCCACCGUUCGCCAGGACUGUGGGUGGAUGGCAAGGUUCACACGCAUCUUUGACUCGCUUUAUCCGGAUCCGGAUGCGCAUCCCAAGCGCAUCUUGCCGCUUGCUCUAUCAUCUCGCCGGCAUGGCACCCAUCGUGCUUUCGUGCAUGGCGAGAAUUCGUGCCAAUCGAGCCAGCAUCGCUGUUUCGUGGCGGACCCAUCACCGACGCGCUCAUGA